Messenger RNA from Cottoperca gobio, 2644 nucleotides. It is a transcript of the gene susd5, whose product is annotated as sushi domain containing 5. NCBI's taxonomy places the organism in Eukaryota, Metazoa, Chordata, Actinopteri, Perciformes, Bovichtidae. Gene Ontology annotation, biological process: Notch signaling pathway; cell adhesion. Gene Ontology annotation, molecular function: hyaluronic acid binding. The record is from RefSeq and is a predicted model, not a curated record.
ACAUAAAAAAGUGAGAUUUUGUCAAAAGAUGCUGGAUCGUUGUAACCAAACUGUUCUAUCAUUGCUCUUUGGAUGCCUGGCUUGUCUUGUGGUGACCUCAGUUGUGAAUGCAGACGGUCGAGUGUUCGUGUUGGACUUGAGGAACUCCUCCGGCCUGCAGGGCUUCAGAGAUGCCGAGGGGGCUUGUGCCUCACAACAUGCCCGCUUGGCCUCAGCAGAGGAGCUCCAUCAUGCCGUGGUGGAGUGCUUCUUCUCCCCGUGCACUCGCGGGUGGCUCUAUGGAGGCACAGUGGGGACGACGGUGUGUAAUGUUGUGGGCAGUGCACUGAAAGCAGUGGAUGUGAGAACAGAAAACGCCACAGAGGACGCUGCACACAUGGACGCCUUCUGUAUCAAAGACAAAGGUGUGCCAUGCGGUGACCCUCCUUCCUUUCCGAACGCCCGUCUUCAGGAGCACUCUGGGUAUGAGAUGGGAGAUGAGUUGCUGUACACGUGCAUGCCAGGUUAUGUAAUGCCCAGUGGACACAGUGCCUUCAGCCUGCUGUGCGACAGCUGUGGAGAGUGGUAUGGACUAGUGGAGAUAUGUGUCAAAGAUGAGACUGAAAGUCCCGUGGACUACGAGGACAAGUUUCCAGAUUCCUAUGGAGAGGCAGAGCACCACAACGAGAGACCCGAGGAGGCUCACGGUGAGGUGUACGAGGAGGUGCAUGGAGCUGCUUACCCUGAGGGAGAAAGGCGUCAGGUGCAGCAAGAGACGAGCUUCAGUGUCGACAUAAAGGAGGAGCAUCAAGACCAACAUGGAGGGCAUGCAGUGGAAGGAGAGGUGAUCAGUAAAACAUUUGAAGGAGUUGUAGAAGGAGGCGAAAAAGAGGAGGAGUCGGCUGUUGAGGACUUCACAGUCCAUCCGGGGUUGGAGCAGGAGAAGAGCGAGGUGGUCAGGACUGAUGCAGCUGCAGCCACAGAAGGACCUGUCUCUCUUCUCUCCCAAAAACACCUCUUUUGGUUCCCCUCUGAAGCCUUCCAGGACGAGGGACAUCCCGUCUCCACCAAUCCAGUCGCACAGAUUACACAGAGAGCCUCAGGCGCCCAAUCAGAGGAGAGUAAAGAGCAUGACAGCCAAGAAACGCAUCACCACCAGCGUCCACUUGAUGUUGAUGACCGUAAUCACGAGCAAGACAGCUACGAUGAUCGUGACACAGGUGAUCACGAUGACGGCAACCACGACGACCUGGAUGCCCAUGACGACAAUGAGCAAGAUAGCCGUGAGAGUCACCAGGACGAAGAUGACCAAGAUGAUCAUGUGAAGCAUUACAUUCCAGCACAGCAUGAUGAUCUGGACAGACGGGACCGCCCCGAAAAUCACGACAAUCGCGAUGACCAUUAUGACAUGGGUGAACACGAAGAGGACCGAGAUCACGUUCGCUAUGGCAGCCAGGAGUAUGACGAUACUUACAAUGAACAUGAAAGCUAUGAAGAACACGAUGAUGUGACGGAAGAUGAGCGAGAGAAUCCUGAUGGCUCUAAAGAACAUCCUGACCGUGAUGACCGUGAGGAGCAUUAUGACCUGGAGGAGGAUAACAACCGUUACCACGAUGAUCACAAAGAUGAUGAUCAUAAAGACGAUGAUCAUAAAGAAGAAGAUCAUAAAGACGAUGAUCAUGAACACGAUGGUCAUGAUCACGAUGGUCAUGACCACGAAGAUCAUGAACACGAUGAUCAUGAACACAAUGGUCAUGAACACAAAGAUCAUGAACAUGAUGGUCAUGAACACGAAGAUCAUGAACACGAUGAUCAUGAACACGAUGACCAUGACAGCUAUGAUGAUCAUGAUAGCCACAGGGAUGACAAUGACGAUCAUCAGCGUAUAAUCUUUUCUAUAGCAAUGGACAAACAUCAGAACGUCACAGCAGAAGAAGAGGCCGCCACAGAUGACACGUGGCUGGAUGGCUACCCUGUUGUUCCAGAAGAAACAGAAAAAGGUGACUCCACAACAGAAAGGUCGAGACAGGAGGAUACAGCAAAGGACACAGUGGUCAGGACAACAGACAGACCCAAUGAGGUGGAAGUUCGUAGACCCGUCCCUUACACCAGCUUACCAGAGGUGCCUGAGUCUCCUACCACAGAUCCGGCCUUAGCUCAAGGAGGAAUGGAGGAGAUGUGGCCGGGCUUUAUCCCCACUGCUGCUCCGUCACAGCCCUCAGACUCGCCUUCAUACUCCGACACCCUGGACUACGACACACAACAGGGAGCUCCCACUCACUCCUGGCAGGAUGACCUCUCUGAGCAACCCUUCCUAGAUCACGGCCCAGUUCCACCGAUGCACGACGGCGACAACGGAUUGACGGAAGAGCACACCGUACACAACCUGCCUGGUGAAACCGGCGAGAGGGGUGAGGUAGAGGGAGAGAUGGGGGAGGCGAUCUGCACAGGCGAGAACUGCCCUCCCCGUCCUCCGAGCUCCUCCAGCCGAGGUCCCACGGUGGCAGCCAUAAUCGUGGCAGUGUGUGUGGUCGCCGCGGCGGUCAUCGUCGGGGUGUGGUAUUACCGACGGCAACAGCAGAAGAGCUCAGUGUACGAGAUGAACGGGAAGGGCCAAAGUCAGAGCAGACAGGCCCAACAGAUAGAGAUGCAGCAAAAAGUGUAA